AUGGCGGACGAAACAAUGAAGGGAAUGGACCAUUCCGAAGUACAUUACUUUAACUCGAAAAAAGGCAUCCACGAAGAAAUGUUGAAAGAUGAGGUCCGGACACGUUCGUACAUGAAUGCUAUUGUGCAGAACAAGCACCUGUUCAAGGACAAGGUCGUUCUCGAUGUCGGCUGCGGCACUGCCAUCCUCUCUAUGUUUGCCGUCAAGGCGGGUGCAAAGCACGUAAUCGGUGUCGACAUGUCCACGAUUAUUGAAAAAGCCAAAGAGAUUGUCGAGGUCAAUGGCAUGUCUGACAAGAUCACCCUACUACAAGGAAAGAUGGAAGAGGUGGAGCUGCCAUUCCCCAAGGUCGAUAUCAUAAUCUCAGAGUGGAUGGGUUACUUCCUGCUGUACGAGUCUAUGCUCGACACUGUCUUGUAUGCGCGCGACAAGUAUCUGGCGCCAAAUGGAUUGAUCUUCCCUGACAAGGCUACCAUCUUCAUGGCUGGUAUUGAGGAUGGAGAGUACAAGGAUGAGAAGAUUGGCUUCUGGGACAACGUCUACGGUUUCGACUACUCCCCCCUCAAGCACACAGCCCUGACAGAACCCCUCGUCGACACUGUCGAAAUCAAAGCCGUCGUCACCGAUCCCACCGCCGUGCUCACCCUCGACCUCUACACCUGCACAACAGCCGACCUAGCCUUCUCCUCGCCCUUCGUGCUCGACUGCCGCCGCAGCGACUUCGUGCAUGCGCUGAUCGCGUGGUUCGACAUCGAUUUCACCGCCUGCCACAAGCCGAUCCGGUUCAGCACGGGCCCGCACACAAAGUACACGCACUGGAAGCAAACGGUGUUCUACCUGCGGGAGGUGCUGACGGUGGAGCAGGGCGAGCAGAUUAGAGGCGUGUUGGAGAAUAAGCCAAAUGAAAAGAAUAAGCGGGAUUUGGAUGUCAAGAUCUCGUACCAGUUACAGACGGAUGACCCGACGAGACAGGCGCAGGGGAGUUGUGAGUACAAGAUGUGCUAG
Messenger RNA from Lachnellula hyalina, 1005 nucleotides. It is a transcript of the gene rmt1, whose product is annotated as Protein arginine N-methyltransferase. Gene Ontology annotation, cellular component: nucleus. The record is from RefSeq and is a predicted model, not a curated record. The coding region runs from base 1 to 1005 and encodes 334 amino acids. Gene Ontology annotation, biological process: peptidyl-arginine methylation. The transcript has 5 exons. NCBI's taxonomy places the organism in Eukaryota, Fungi, Ascomycota, Leotiomycetes, Helotiales, Lachnaceae. Gene Ontology annotation, molecular function: protein-arginine N-methyltransferase activity.